Molecule: messenger RNA, 840 nt
Organism: Nyctereutes procyonoides (raccoon dog)
Lineage: Eukaryota; Metazoa; Chordata; Mammalia; Carnivora; Canidae
Product: signal peptidase complex catalytic subunit SEC11C
Exons: 6
Coding region: 115-693 (192 amino acids)
Cellular component (GO): membrane; signal peptidase complex
Molecular function (GO): serine-type endopeptidase activity
Source: RefSeq, a predicted model, not a curated record
GGCCACGUGACCAGCAAGGACACGGGGCUGAAAGCCGGGGGCCGGGCCGGGGCUCCGCGGCUGCCGGUGACACCCGGGAGGCGACGGGCCGCCUGGGCCCCUGGAGAGCCCGCCAUGGUGCGCGCGGGCGCCGUGGGGACGCACCUGCCGGCGUCCGGCUUGGACAUCUUCGGGGACCUGAGGAAGAUGAACAAGCGGCAGCUCUAUUACCAGGUUUUAAACUUUGCCAUGAUCGUGUCUUCUGCGCUUAUGAUCUGGAAAGGCUUGAUCGUCCUCACCGGCAGCGAGAGCCCAAUCGUGGUGGUGCUCAGUGGCAGUAUGGAGCCUGCCUUUCACAGGGGCGACCUUUUGUUCCUGACAAACUUCCGGGAAGACCCUAUUAGAGCUGGCGAAAUUGUGGUCUUUAAAGUCGAAGGACGAGACAUUCCAAUAGUUCACAGAGUGAUCAAAGUUCAUGAAAAAGAUAAUGGAGACAUCAAAUUUCUGACUAAAGGAGACAAUAAUGAAGUUGACGACAGAGGCUUGUACAAAGAAGGCCAGAACUGGCUUGAGAAGAAGGAUGUGGUGGGAAGAGCCAGAGGGUUUUUACCAUAUGUUGGUAUGGUUACCAUAAUAAUGAACGACUAUCCAAAAUUCAAGUAUGCUCUUUUGGCUGUAAUGGGUGCAUAUGUGUUACUAAAACGUGAAUCCUAAAAAAAGAAGAAGUUCCUGGGACCAGAUUGAAAUGAAUUCUGUUGAAAAAGAAGAAACCUAAUAUAUUUGAAAUGUUCCACUUUCUGUAUAAAAGGAGACAAUGUGGAGACAUUUUUGUCUUGUCCAAAUAAAUGAUUCAUCAGGAAA